CGACAACUUUUGGUCUGGAGCUAUUUUGUUGUUUUGGAAACUAACAUUCUAUUGCAAAACAAUUUUGUUAAAAACGGUUAUUUGAGACCGGUAUUAUCUUACGAAGUGUAAUUGCGAUGGCGUCAGCGACGGUUCCACUGUUGGAAGAAGCUGUACCAUUCGGUGAAGAUAUUCAAGAAGGAAUUGCAAAACAUUCAGCGCAUCCAUAUGUGUUAUUUUUUCACGUAUUUUUUCGAUCAUUCGCAAUAGCAUCAUAUUUAUUUUGCGGCUGGUUUAGCGACAGUUUUAUUACCAGUUUUGUUUUCGUGGUAAUGUUUUUGUCGGCUGAUUUUUGGGCAGUUAAAAAUAUUACUGGCCGAAUGCUCAUCGGGCUGCGUUGGUGGAACUACGUAGAUGAUAAAGGCGUGUCACACUGGAUAUAUGAAUCAAAGGGCGAGAAUUAUGCAGACAAGAUAAACCCCCACGAGGCACGCAUAUUUUGGACGGCGUUGGUAGUUUGCCCCGUUGUUUGGGUGUUCUUGUUUAUCGUUGCAUUGUUUGGUUUAAAAUUUAAAUGGCUGCUUUUGGUGUUUAUUGCUCUAGUACUGAAUGGUGCAAACCUGUUCGGUUAUAUCAAAUGCAGAUUCGGAGCCAAUACUAAUCUUAGCACCACAUCUGAUUUCGUGAAAAGUCAGGUACUUAAAAAUGCUAUAAAUUGGAUGGCCGCCUCUCCCAGCAGCAAUAAUACCAAUGCUCCCAGUAAUUGAAUAAUGUAGUCAAAUUUGCUUAUAACCAUAAACGUGAUUGUAUAUUCCAUGCAACCGCCUUUUUUUCUUUACUGGCUCAACAACCGUUGUAUAGUCAAAAGCCUGUCUUGUUGAAGUUUAUUCUGACUUCAGUUUUCUGCGUACGAGGAAGGCUCAGACCAGAUUAGAACCCGAUACCCGUAAUUAAGAAGAUCAUUUUCGGAAUUUGAUGUGAUUUAUUAUAGGAAUAAUUUUCAAUGGUAACGAUUAAUUUGAAAUAAA
This is a messenger RNA of Anopheles nili, 1007 nucleotides long. RefSeq lists its product as uncharacterized. The record is from RefSeq and is a predicted model, not a curated record. Bases 117 to 746 code for a protein of 209 amino acids. NCBI's taxonomy places the organism in Eukaryota, Metazoa, Arthropoda, Insecta, Diptera, Culicidae. The transcript is spliced from 4 exons. Gene Ontology annotation, biological process: protein secretion; vesicle-mediated transport. Gene Ontology annotation, cellular component: Golgi membrane.